Messenger RNA from Erpetoichthys calabaricus (reedfish), 2994 nucleotides. It is a transcript of the gene galnt1, whose product is annotated as UDP-N-acetyl-alpha-D-galactosamine:polypeptide N-acetylgalactosaminyltransferase 1. NCBI's taxonomy places the organism in Eukaryota, Metazoa, Chordata, Cladistia, Polypteriformes, Polypteridae. The transcript is spliced from 13 exons. Gene Ontology annotation, cellular component: Golgi apparatus. The coding region runs from base 758 to 2431 and encodes 557 amino acids. The record is from RefSeq and is a predicted model, not a curated record.
AGCGAGCGACCGAGAGAGAGACGCGCACGCACACACACAUACACUGGGGAGAGAAGAGUCAGUGCCGCUCCAGCAGCGUCAGCAUCACUGUUUGGAAGAGCUUCACCGGUAGGGUCCGGCUGGGCGGAGGAGGGCCAGGCCGGGGCGGCAGGACCCACCGAACUGGACAGAGUACGCAGCAUUAAUCGGCAACACUUAGUGGGAUGGGCUGUAUUUAAAACAAGAGGCUCUGUUUCACUGCGGUUGUUCAGCGCCUAGCCGCUCGGCUCCCAAGCGGAUUUAGAAUCCUUACAAUAACACUCUGUACUUUCAUCGGUCUGGUGUGCGAGAAAGUAGCCAGUCGGGGGGCUACCCCCACUCCCCCCACCUUGCCCUGUCCCGAAGCUAGCCACUCACUGGAUAUAUACCUGUGCGGGAGUUUGCUUGAUAUACUUGUUCUUUUAUUGAAGACCCGGGAGUAACGGAUUAGCCCUGGACGCGCGUUUGCGACUUGUUUUACACUGGGAUCCAGAUAGAGAAAGGAAACGGGAGCUUAACGACCAAAAGGCGGAAAUAUUACGGGGUUCGUCCUCAUGUCGGCUCUGCGGGAGUGGAGGAAUAUGAACUUCCAUAUGGAAUCUUUGCCCUCAUUCAAAGGAUUUAUCUCAGAAUCCUGCCGUAUACACUAAAUCUGUGUCUGACUAGGCCAGACCCUCUGUACACUUUGGCUGUGCCAGCCUUGCCAAUCAUCGCUGCUUCCAAAGCAUCCUAAAGUGCCAUGAGGAAGUUUGCAUACUGUAAGGUGGUGUUAGCCACCUCUCUUGUCUGGGUUAUGUUGGACAUGUUCAUCUUGCUCUACUUUAGCGAAUGCAAUAAAUGUGAAGAGAAGAAAGAUAGAGGUCUGCCUGGAAAACGGGAUGUUAUCCAAAAACCUCAGGAAGGCCCAGGGGAGAUGGGAAAGCCUGUUGUUAUCCCAAAGGAGAACCAGGAAAACAUGAAAGAGUUGUUUAAAAUCAAUCAGUUCAAUCUUAUGGCCAGUGACAUGAUAGCACUUAAUCGAUCACUGCCUGAUGUUCGCUUGGAAGGGUGUAAGACCAAGGUAUAUCCAGAUGAUUUACCUCGAACAAGUGUAGUAAUCGUAUUCCACAAUGAAGCCUGGAGCACAUUGCUGCGCACAGUGAGAAGUGUCAUCAGUCGUUCACCACGGCAUCUCUUGGAAGAAAUUGUGUUGGUUGAUGAUGCCAGUGAAAGAGAAUUCUUGAAGAGGCUUUUGGAGCAAUAUGUGCGCAAGUUGGAGGUGCCAGUUCGGGUGGUACGCAUGGAGCAGAGGUCUGGGUUAAUUCGAGCACGUCUCAAAGGGGCCUCACUAUCUACAGGACAGGUCAUUACUUUCUUGGACGCUCAUUGUGAAUGUACUGUUGGCUGGCUGGAGCCCCUGCUUGCAAGGAUCAAACUGGAUAGGAGAACUGUGGUAUGUCCUAUCAUUGAUGUCAUCAGUGAUGACACAUUUGAGUAUAUGGCCGGCUCUGACAUGACAUAUGGUGGGUUUAACUGGAAACUGAAUUUCCGCUGGUACCCUGUCCCACAACGAGAGAUGGACAGAAGGAAAGGAGACCGGACAUUACCUGUCAGGACUCCUACGAUGGCUGGAGGUCUCUUCUCAAUUGACAGAGAUUAUUUUGAUGAGAUUGGCACUUAUGAUGCUGGCAUGGACAUCUGGGGAGGAGAAAACUUAGAAAUAUCUUUUAGAAUCUGGCAAUGUGGUGGCACACUAGAAAUUGUGACUUGUUCCCACGUGGGUCAUGUUUUCCGAAAAGCAACUCCUUACACAUUCCCUGGUGGAACAGGGCAGAUCAUCAAUAAGAACAACAGGCGGCUGGCAGAGGUCUGGAUGGAUGAAUUCAAGAAUUUCUUCUACAUCAUUUCUCCUGGUGUAACCAAAGUGGACUAUGGAGAUAUUUCAACAAGAACAGUGCUAAGACAGAAAUUGCAGUGCAAGCCAUUCUCAUGGUACCUUGAGAAUGUGUAUCCUGACUCUCAGAUUCCACGUCAUUAUUAUUCUUUGGGAGAGAUAAGAAAUGUCGAAACAAACCAGUGCUUGGAUAAUAUGGCCAGAAAAGAAAAUGAGAAAGUUGGAAUAUUUAACUGCCAUGGCAUGGGUGGCAAUCAGGUUUUCUCUUAUACUGCCAACAAAGAAAUCCGCACUGAUGACUUGUGCUUAGAUGUUUCCAAACUCAAUGGGCCUGUCAUGAUGCUCAAGUGCCAUCAUCUAAAAGGGAAUCAGCUGUGGGAGUACGACCCUUUGAAGCUGAUGCUGGUACACGUGAACAGCAAUCAGUGCCUCGAUAAAGCAACGGAAGAGGACAGCCAAGUGCCGAGUGUCAGAGACUGCAAUGGGAGUCGUUCCCAGCAGUGGCUCCUGCGUAAUGUCACUUUGCCGGAGAUUUUCUGAGAGUCCUGAGCCAUCUGCUAAAAAGAAAGGAACAAGAAAGUCAGAGUUUAGCUGGCAUGGCCCAGCCCGGCAUAUCUUGAAGCAGUGCACCUCCGACACGUAGAGAAGUGAUCUCAUUCACGAGAUCGAGACUUUGAAGACAACUUGAGUAUCACAUACUUGCUGCCUUUGGGCAGGCGCAAGGCUUUGUUGUCCUGGUGCAUCUGCGCUCGUUCUGUUUACGUGACUUCUUCCGAAUUAUUUGACUGCUUUUUUUUUUUUUUUUUUGCUUUUUUUUAAUUCUUUUAAACAAAACAGUCAAGUGGAUUAAUGUGACAAGCAUUUCAUAUCAGAGGAUCGUUUUCCAGCCAGCUCAGUCAAGAGGAUGUAUAAUCGAUGGAGCCGAUUCUUCAGAGAGCACAGCAUAUCAGAGGCUGUUCGUGAGAACAUCCAUCUCCAUGAGAGGAAAUGCCAGGCCAUCCUUCACAAGGCAUUUUGCAGGAUAUCAGUCAGAUGUUGCGCUUACCUUCCAUUAAGGCGGACAGCCACACAGAGAGUCAUGCACUGGAUGCACUCCUGACAAA